Molecule: messenger RNA, 2155 nt
Organism: Malaya genurostris
Lineage: Eukaryota; Metazoa; Arthropoda; Insecta; Diptera; Culicidae
Exons: 7
Coding region: 71-1651 (526 amino acids)
Source: RefSeq, a predicted model, not a curated record
CAAUUUUUCAUUAGUCGCCAUCUUCGCGUGUGGUUUGAAUUUGGUUUUAUUCAAUCGUGUUUCUCGUGAAAUGGAUAGUGAGAAAGUUGAAAUAAUUAUUGACGAUAUCAUUGCUGAUGAAGGUUUAAUCUCAGAUGCUGACGAAAUUCCGGAGCUCCGUGAUAUGAUUGAUUCUUGGAUACUAAGCCCCGCUAUAUAUGCUAUUCUAGUAGGCCAUGGUAUCACACUAGAAUAUUUGAAAAUUCUAGACGAAAAGGCACUGAAUGACAUUUCCUCGGUGUCGAAAUGGACAGGGCAUAAACACGCUCUUCGCAGAAAACUCAUGAUUUGGCCUGAUAGUGUAUUAUUCCACGAGUCAACAAUUCGCAACGAUGAAGAGGUUGAGUCGUGCAGCUCCGCGGUACCUGCAUAUUUAAAACUGGCAAACUCUGUUUCCGUAACUACUGGUUUAUUGGAAGACAUUCUUGUAAGGAACGAAAAAGGGAAGAUUGUUUGUAAAUACUACAAAUCGCACCAGUAUCUGGAUAACGUGAACAGAAGAGCACUGUCUCACACUGUGGUUGAUUAUUAUAUAGCCAAUCAACUGCAUUUCACACUACCGGACAUGGCGAAAUUCGCUAAAUUAAUUUCUUUACGUUUUCCUCCGGAAAUUGCAGAAACCUACUAUAAUCCGAGGGAUAUUUCGGCCAAUAAAAAGCACCCAUCCGGCUUGUUGUAUGACCGGUUUCAUAAUCGUAGUAAAAAAGACCUCGGCAAGCGCAUUCGAGACAAAGUAGCUGAUCAUAUCAGCAAUGUCAAGUCUUCUGCUCUAGAACUACCUGACAAAGAGAUUGAAAGAUUGUCAACUGUUAAAAACUGGUUACGCAAUAACAUUGCACCAGAAGAGCGCAUUCGCCAACACUGGGCGGAAUCGUUUUUGCUGCGUUUUCGUAAUAUUCAGCAGGAUAAAAACAGUGACAAGCGCACUAUAUUGAACGAUUGGCCAAGAAUAACAGAUGAAAAUGGAUACUUGCUGAUUGACACGGAUUUCAAUCAUUUAUACAAUACCUCUGAGCGAUUGGAGACAGUUUUUGACUGUUGGGAGAGAUUCGCUGUUGAUUUCAUCGAUUACGCACGAAUAAGUAACAUUAAAGAUCAUUAUUCAAUCCAGCUGUUAGAUACACUAUCCGAGUCAUACAUAUUGAUUUCACAAGAUACUCGUGAUUACAUAUUAUGUACCAUUUUCCACGCAAUCGUUAAGCCCUCAAGAACAUCAGCCAGGAAAUUGCCAACAAUAGUACAAGCACAAAACGACGUCUGUUGUAUCAUUGACACGUACGAAGAAUAUCGAGAAGCAUUGAUUUCAAUUCGAAAAGAACACGAAUCUGCUAACAUACAGUUAUCUCCUCGCAUCUAUGCUAUUGGACAUACACAGAGUCUGGACUCAUUUUACGUGGUGACUCAAUUCCUAGAAUAUAAGUUACCAACUUUCCUACGCUGUUUGGAUGUCGUCGUCAAAUUGAAAUUCGUGUUAGAUUUCGAAUUUCCUGAGAGCUGCGAACUAUUCUGGUGUUUUAUAUGCCAAUUCUUUUACGAUAUCAACUCAAGCCGAAAAUCGAAAAAUAGUCAAUUGUUGCAAUUGUUAGCAUUUCUGAAAGCGCGUCAAAAAUGAAUUGCUUCAUUUGUAAAGACACGAUAUGUUCGUUACCAAUAUUAAUGCAUCAUUUAACUGUAUUCCAUGGAACUCCAAUUAAUUUUAAAUACGAAUGUACUAACUGCGUUCCGAAAAUGGCUUUCCAAGACAAGCAUCGUUUCAAACGUCACGUUGUGAAUGCUCAUUCAAUUCUUUUUGAACCACAAAUAUUGAAAGAAAAACCUAUUGAAGACCGUGCCAGUUAUAUUCAUUUAAACAAUAUACUCGCAGCACCAGAUAAUUACCAAUGCAAAGAACCUCGUAAGUCCGUAGAUAACAUAAUUGACUCGAAAAAUGAUAAUGGUUUGGUUGAAAGUGAUAUAAUCGAUAUAAUAAAUAAACUCAGAGAAAGCUUUUUAAAUUUUACUUUAACACUUUAUAGUAAAAAAAACUUUGCCAGAAAAGACGUAGUUGAACUUCAAAAAAAUAUAUCAGCACAGAUUGUUAGACCCAUUUGCGACGCGCUUACAAAAGUUAGUUACA